AGAGGGUGUCUCCUCCUCUCCAGCUCCUCCUUCAGGCAAUGUUGCCCUUUGUACGCCAGCUUUUGGACACACCACCUAGCUAGUGUGUGUUUUGAUAACAAACCAGCGUGGAGGGCAGGAAGCCUCGCUUGAUUCAGUCAGCCCAACCCAAGCUCGUUAGGGAGGAGCCUGCAACACCAGGAGCGGAGGACCGACGAGGCAGGCGUCAAGAUGGCGGCGUCCGUGGAGCUGGACCUGCAGCCUCUUCAUCUGGACCAGCUGCCCACCGACCCCUUAUUGCUCAUCCUGAGCCUUUUGGAUUAUAAAGACCUUAUGAGCUGCUGUUGUGUAAGUCGUAGGUUAAAUCAGAUUUCGAAUCAUGAUCCGUUAUGGAGGAGGCAAUGUGAGAAAUACUGGCUUGUGUCUGAAAAUAAGAAAUCUCAGGGAAAUAAGAGCUGGAAAGCAAUAUUUAUGAAUAUGUAUUCUGAUUUUGGAAGGUAUAUUCAGUAUUAUGCUACACUUAAAAAAGCAUGGGAUGACUUGGAAAAAUAUUUAGCACAGCGCUGUCCUCGGAUGAUUGGUUCUUUGAAAGACAGUGUGCAGGAGGAAGACCUGGAUGCUGUAGAAGCACAAAUUGGUUGCAAACUUCCUGAUGACUAUCGAUGUUCGUUUCGGAUCCAUAAUGGACAGAAACUGGUAGUUCCAGGUUUAAUGGGAAGUAUGGCACUUUCCAAUCAUUAUCGCUCAGAGGACUUGUUGGACAUUGACACAGCAGCUGGUGGUUUUCAGCAGCGACUUGGACUGAAACAAUGCCUCCCAUUAACCUUUUGCAUUCACACUGGAUUGAGUCAGUACAUGGCUUUGGAAAGCGUGGAGGGUCGCAAUUGUUAUGAGAUCUUCUACCAGUGUCCAGAUCAAAUGGCCCGAAACCCCUCUGCAAUUGAUAUGUUUAUUACAGGUAGUUCUUAUUUGGAAUGGUUCACCUCCUAUGUAAACAAUGUAGUAACUGGAGGCUAUCCCAUCAUCAGGGACCAAAUUUUCAGAUAUGUCCAUGAUAAAGAUUGUGUAGCAAGAACAGGAGACAUUACUGUUUCAGUCUCCACAUCAUUUCUACCUGAACUCAGUUCAAUACAUCCGCCUCACUAUUUCUUCACCUACAGAAUCAGAAUUGAAAUGUCCAAAGAUGCACUUCCAGAGAAGGCAUGUCAAUUGGAUAGUCGAUAUUGGAGAAUAACUAAUGCUAAAGGUGAUGUAGAGGAGGUUCAGGGCCCAGGAGUUGUAGGAGAAUUUCCAAUAAUAAGCCCUGGUCGAGUUUAUGAAUAUACUAGCUGUACAACAUUUGCCACUACAUCAGGGUAUAUGGAAGGAUACUAUACAUUCCAUUGUCUCUACUACAAAGAUAAGUUUUUUAAUGUCACCAUUCCUAGAUUUCAUAUGGUUUGCCCAACAUUCAAGGUAUCUACAGCACGUAUGGAAACCAAUCAUAAUGAAUUCGCUAUGGAUGAGGAUGAAGACUCAACGUACACUGAUGACUAUGUAGACAGGCAUAGAAUGCUGGACAAUGAUCUUGAAUACUGAGGGGAUACCUUGUACAAAUAUUUCUGAAUACUAUAAAUAACAAGCCGUGGAGCAAUUAGCAUGAAUGGUGCCAAUUCCGUCUUGCUUCUGACCAGAUAUACUAAAGGAUAUUUUUAAAAAAUCAGAUGUUUUGGAGAAAAUUUGUGGGGUGGAGACAAAUGUGGAAAGUCAGUAGUGUGGUAAAGUUUGUUCUUUCAGACAGUUUGAAGUUGGGAGUUCUCAUACAUUUAAAAGAUAUUUAAGAUCAAAAUGGUGUUGAUUUUUGUGUGUGUACAAGUAUACUAGCAGCAUAAUGGUGAUGGCAAAAUGGGAAAAGUAGGCAUGGCAUUUUUGCAGUGAUUUCUUAUUGUUCAUCUCUGCCACAAAUGAACCAAAGUUUUGCAGUUAAAUUUAUGUAAUCAUUGGGUGCUCUUGUAUAUUUUAAUAUUAACACAUAUUAACACAUCAGCCAUGGAAUGUUGGAAAAGGAGAUGGAAUUUUUAUUAAAUAUUUGAUCCCUGAUCAUAUUAUAGGCCUUUGGACAAUGAGAAGCAGAUUACCUACAGCAUCUUCCCAUUUAUGAUGUAAUAUAAAUAUGUAAAUAGCUUGAUUUUCUCCCUUCAUAUGCCAUUUAACUAUUAUGAUAAACUUUGUUUAAGUAUAACCCUGUUUUCCUGAACAUUACAUGGAUUUUUAUAAUUAUGUUUGAUUAAAAAUAGAAAGCCUAAUACUAAGCAGGUAGUCACUACUUAAGUUUGAUGGAAUUAGCUGGAGGCGGAGGGUGAAGAGGGGUUACUGGUAUCAAUAAUCUACAUAUACCAGGAUUGUCUGGGUGAACACUCUUCAAUAAGCAGGCAGUUGUACUAUUAACAACUGAGUUUUAUUAAUAAAAUAACAAAAAAAAGGAAUAUAUUUUUACUCAAUGAACAUACACACCCAAGGCAUACACAAGCUAAGAGAAAAAGAGAAGAGUUGGAUGAGGUUCCAGGGGUCGGCAACAGUUGCCAAUUCUUGAAGGGACAUCUAGGCCCUAGGGAAAGGAGCAAAAUGACCAGUGUUUCUAAUUAGGUUUGUGUAUGGAUCCAGAACACACAAUGAAUGACCAAAGGACCAAUAUUUAUACCCCAAAAUGAGUCAAUCUCACAGGAAAGCCAGAAACAAAUAAUUGAUUGCUUUUCUGGGUUUCCAACAAUAAGAAGAGGCUUGAUGAGUCAUCAGGAUCCAAGAGAUGACUCAUCAGGAUCCUGGACUGUUCUCUUGAAUACCUAUUGAUUACUGGGAUUGAUGCAAAUGGGAUAAAUAAUUGUCUGCUUGGAGCGCUGAUUAGGGUAACACAAUGGAUUAACUAGUCCAUUGUCCAGUCAGGCAUACCUUAGGACCAGGGGAGAGGUUCAGCUGCCAAGUGCCUUCCUGCUUAGGCUUACAUGCAAGAUUGUAAGGGUCUGUUACCCCAGUCAAUAACAAGUCUCAAGAAUGGUUCAAGAGCUUUAUUAGAACUCUGUCAGCCCAACGGCCAGAUAGCCGAAACUGAGGUUUGGCUCUCUGGCCCCGGUAUAUACCUGUAAGUUAUAGUUUGGCUCAACCCAGAAUCCCCCCCACCCUCGCAUUCCCAUAAUAUCAGCAUGUGAAAGGACAGUGAGAAAGAGACAUUGUUUUUGGGACAGACAGGCUACUCCCUCAGGAACGCCGAUAACAAGUAGCAGUUAAACACUAUUAAGCUAGUUACUUCCAAGCAAGAAGAGGCCCCAUGGCCUUGGGCAAUGAUAAUAACUGGGCCAUCUGCACCAAGGCUGUGUAUAUGUGAGCUGCCAGGCCAAGCAUGGCUCAGGUCUGACAAAGAUGGAUCUCAAAAUUCUCUAAGAAGCAUCCAUUUUGUGAGGCACAGUGUCUUUCUCUUAUGACAGUCUUUAAUCCCCCUGCCUUUUUGCCCUUAGCAGGAGGAGGGGGUCCAUCUGCUUAUAUACUGGUCACAGCUGGAAUAUGUAUUUUAAUGGUAUAUAUUGCAAAGGAUGGGUGGGAUAUGGUAUUCUACAGCAAUAGUAUAGUUUUAAAAUAAAUAAAUUAUAUAGAAGCGAAGCAUUGGGUACACAGAUGGUUAAACAGUAAAAAAGAGAUUCCUUGAAGAUGAUAUUGAAAAGUCUAAUAGAUUUCUACACUUGAUAUAACAGUUAUGGCUGGGCUCUAGUAGUGGUAUAUUGCGGUUUGAUAAAACUGCUGACAAUAAUAGGGCUCAGAUUUUUACCAGGUUUCACAAGCUAGUUUUUCUAUCAGGUUUUCUCAAUACAUGAUACAUUAGAAAAACUCUUCUGUAUCUAAUCUAGUACACUCUUUCACAGCACCCACCAAUGUGCCAAAGAAAGCCUGCAACAUAAAGUUAACAUAGCAAGUAGCAGUUGAUAGAUAUUGUCUCUGUUCCGAGUCUACUGUCCAUCUUCAGUGUGAUCUCCAUUGUCUCCUCACUAUAACUUUAUAAACCAUGAUUACAUUUUU
Sphaerodactylus townsendi is the source of this 4026-nucleotide messenger RNA. RefSeq names its product F-box protein 3 (gene FBXO3). Gene Ontology annotation, molecular function: protein binding. The transcript is spliced from 11 exons. Lineage: Eukaryota; Metazoa; Chordata; Lepidosauria; Squamata; Sphaerodactylidae. Bases 211 to 1557 code for a protein of 448 amino acids. The record is from RefSeq and is a predicted model, not a curated record.